Messenger RNA from Nerophis lumbriciformis (worm pipefish), 798 nucleotides. The record is from RefSeq and is a predicted model, not a curated record. Lineage: Eukaryota; Metazoa; Chordata; Actinopteri; Syngnathiformes; Syngnathidae.
AUGGGCGCGCACGAGCGGAGCUCCGCGCGUCUCGGCUCGGUCGUGUCACUGUGCGGGUGUUUGGCCUUGCUGUGCUGGGUGACAGUGCCCCGGGUCGAGGCUGGCUGCCGGCAGAGGGAAAGCCCAAACUGCUGCACCGGUCGGAACAACGACUGCUUGGAGUACACGCGGAGGAAGACGGUGUGCUACUGCGACACGUACUGUCAGAAGACCGGAGACUGCUGUGACGACUACCAGAGCGUGUGCCAAAUAUCCGCAGCCAUCGACUGUGUGGUGGGUUCAUGGGGCCCCUGGUCAUCAUGCACCACUCCAUGCGGGGUGGGCAGCACCGAAAGGAGUCGGCAAGUGUCUGUCCCUCCUCGAAACGGGGGGACUCCUUGCCCGGACCUUAAACAGCGCCGCGGGUGCUUCGGAAACAACAAAAUAUGCAGUUCGGCGAAAGAGGUGGCAAAGAUUCUUCCGGAUUCCUUCCAGAGGAACUUUAAGGACCCUUGGAGGAGGCCUCACAUGCUAAUAAAGGAAGAGAAGGCCAGCUACUGCGUCUAUUUGAGGGUGAAACAAAUAAGCGCGGCCUGCAAACUGAAACUGUGGAGUGCCCAGCUGGUGAGAGAAAGGCUGGUGUGCGCUGAGUGCCAGAGUGAUGCCAUGUCUAAGUCGGACCGAUGCGGAGGAGAUGGCUUAGAGGGCACCAGAACCUUCUGGUCGGCAGCUUCGGGCGUAGGCUGCCAUGGAACGUGGGUGCGAGAGUCGUCGUCCAAAAGCUGCCGGUGUCCCCCUUACUCUGUCCUCUUUGUGUGA